AAAAGAGUAUAAAGUGGAUGUGAUUGAUUGAUAUCUUUAGUCCUCAGAGAGACCAGUGUUGAAUCAGCAGGGACUUAGGUUUCAGGCUCACAGUCGUCUGAGUGAGAAGAGACGGCGUCAAUGGAUCUGGCUGUGGCCCUGGUGCUCUGUCUCUGCUCUCUGCUUCUCCUGUCACUCUGGAAACAGAGCUCUGGGAAAGGGAAGCUCCCGCCGGGCCCCACUCCUCUCCCAAUUCUUGGAAACAUCCUACAGUUAGAUAUUAAGAACAUCAGCAAAUCUUUAACCAAUCUCUCAAAAGUCUAUGGCCCUGUGUUCACUGUGUAUUUUGGUGUGAAGCCCGUCGUGGUCUUGCAUGGAUAUGAAGCAGUGAAAGAAGCCCUGAUUGAUCUGGGAGAGCAGUUUUCUGGAAGAGGCAUGCUUUCAUUGGCUGAAAGAGCUAAUAAAGGAAAAGGAAUCCUUUUCAGCAAUGGGAAGACAUGGAAGGAGAUGCGACGCUUCUCCCUCAUGACCCUGAGAAAUUUUGGGAUGGGGAAGAGGAGCAUUGAGGACCGAGUUCAAGAGGAAGCCCGCUGCCUGGUGGAGGAGUUGAGAAAAACCAAUG
Molecule: messenger RNA, 601 nt
Organism: Odocoileus virginianus texanus
Lineage: Eukaryota; Metazoa; Chordata; Mammalia; Artiodactyla; Cervidae
Source: RefSeq, a predicted model, not a curated record